CUCUGAUACGAGCCGAUUUCAGGAAAGUUCUAGAUUUAUCUGAAGUUCUAGUUUUGUCAAAUAAUUUAUAUAUAAAUAUAUAUUUUGUAGCUUCGUCUUGAAACGAUUGCUUGAAAUUUGAGCUAAAAUAAUACAGGUGACAGUUCACAAUGGUGAAAGAAACUGCUUACUACGACAUCCUUGGAGUGAAACCUCGUGCUACCCCAGAUGAGAUCAAAAAGGCAUAUAGAAAGCUUGCUUUAAAAUUUCACCCCGACAAAAACCCAGAUGAUCCGAACACGUUCAAACAGAUCAGCAUGGCAUACGAAGUUCUGUCCGACGCAAAGAAGCGAGAGGUGUAUGACAGAGGAGGGGAGGAGGCCAUCAAGGGUGGGGGGUCAUCCGGCGGGGGUUUCCACUCACCCAUGGACAUCUUUGAUAUGUUUUUUCACAGCGGGGGGAACCGGGGCAGGGGCCGGCAGAAACAUAAGGACGUGAUACACCCAGUGAGUGUGACACUGGAAGAGCUGUAUAAGGGGUCAACACGCAAACUGGCCCUGCAGAAGAAAGUCAUAUGUCCCAAGUGUGAUGGUCAGGGAGGUAAGGAUGUCGAGAAGUGCGGUCCGUGUCGCGGUACCGGCACCAAGGUGAUCAUACAGCAGCUUGGCAUCGGGAUUGUCCAGCAGAUGCAGACCAUGUGUUCAGACUGCCAGGGCGAGGGAGAGAAGAUCAGUCCGAAAAACCGCUGCAAGAACUGUCAGGGUCAUAAGACAAUUAAGGAAAGGAAAAUCUUGGAAGUUCACAUCGAUCCUGGUAUGAAAGAUGGACAACAGGUGUGUUUUACCGGGGAGGGAGAUCAAGAGCCGGGGCUUGAACCGGGGGACGUGAUCAUCGUGUUAGAGGAGCAGCGUCACGCCGUGUUCAAGCGGAAAGGUCACGACCUCAUCAUGACCAUGGAGAUUGAGCUAGUUGAGGCUCUCUGCGGCUUCCACAAACAGAUAGAGACACUGGAUAAACGUAUAUUGUCAGUAAAAUCUUUCCCAGGUGAAGUGAUACCCCACGGUACCAUCAAGUGUAUAUUGAACGAAGGCAUGCCACACUAUCGAAACAUCAUAGAAAAGGGUCGGCUCAUCAUACAGUUUCACGUGAAUUUCCCACCGGACAAUUUCCAACCGGCUGACAAACUUGAAAAGCUGGAGAAGUUGUUACCUGCGCGACCAGAUGUGAUUGAGCCGGAUGACUGUGAAAUAUGUACACUGUCUGUGAUGGACCCAGAGGAAGAGCAACGGAGGCAUCGUGGCGAGGCAUACGACUCGGACGAUGAAACACGUGGACAGAGAGUCCAGUGUGCGCAGCAUUAACGUAGAUGUCGGUGGCGUGGUCGGGAGGGCGAGCGAUCGUGGAUGGUUUCACUGGUACCAUUGUCUUCUAGCGUUUAGCAUUAGGCGCAGAAACCAGUCCUGAACAUGCCUCUGUUUAUGCUGUGAAAAAGACCAGUCGUGAAUUGGAAUGUAUACAUAUCACAGUUUAACUGUAAUACAUGUAGGUCUAGGAUGUAUACGUAUCACAGUUUAACUGUAAUACAUGUAGGUCUAGGAUGUAUACGUAUCACAGUUUAACUGUAAUACAUGUAGGUCUAGGAUGUAUAAGACAGGUUUUACUGUUAAGACGGGUUUUACUGUUAUGAAAUCUGUUCUGUUGAGUAUCGGAGCGAGGGCCUAUAUUAUUUGUUCUGUUGAGUAUCGGAGCGAGGGCCUAUAUUAUUUGAACCCAUCUUAGCACUACGAAAUUGUAAAAACCAUCGUACGUUAUUAUAUCACUAUGACGUAUGCUAUAGUGACGUCAUAGCCUACAAUGGUUUUACGAUAUCGUAGCACUAAGAUAGCUUCGAAAAUCAUUAGCCAGGAUUGAUGUAUAAAUGGAAUUCCAGGAUGAAUGUAUUAAAGAAGGUCAGGAUUGAUGUACAAAAUAGGUUGAGGAUUAAUGUAUAGGUUUUACGAUAAUGAGGCAAGGAUAAUGUAUAAAUUACAGCUUGAUUGUUGCAGGUCAAGAAUUAAUAUAAAGUUUAUUUUGUUUAACGACACCCACUAGAGCACAUUGGUUUAUUAAUCAUCAGCUAUUGGAUGUCAAACAUUUGGUAAUUUUGACAUAUAGUCUCCGAGAGGCAACCCGCUACAUUUUUCAAUUAGUAACGAGGAAUCUUUUAUAAUCGCCAUCCCACAGACAGGAUAGUACAUACCAUGGCCUUUGAUAUAUACCAGUCGUGGCACACUGGCUGGAACGAGGAUUAAUACAUCAUAAUUUUAACUGUAGCAAGUCCAGAAUUGAUGUAUACAUUAGUUGUAAAUAUACCAGUCAAUUCCAGGUUGACUGUCACAGUGCCAGGAAUGAUGUGCACAUCAGUUUUAAUUGUAAAAGUAAACUGAAGUUGGACUGUUACAGACCAGGGCCCAUAUUUUCGAAGCUAUCUUAGCCUACGAAAUCGUGAAAUCAUCGUAAGCUAUGACGUCGCAACCUACGACGGUUUUACGAUUUCGUAGCGCUAAGAUGGCUUCGAUAAUAGAGCCCCAGGAUCAAUUUUAACUGUGACAGUAAAUUACAGUUUGACAGUCAAAGAACUAGGAUUAAUGUAAACAUUACAGUUUUAACUGUAAAAGUAAAUUAAAGUUUUAACUCUAAAAGUAAAUUAAAGUUUCACUCUAUCUUGGUUUUAAAUGUAAAGGUAAAUUCAAACGAGUGUUACAGGCUCAGGAUUAAUAUAUACAUAUACAUCACUGUUUUAACUGUAACAGUAAAUUGCAGUUCAACUGUCAGAGGGCCAUGAUUAAUGUAAGUGUUACAGUUUUAACUGUAACAGGGCCAGGAUUUGUGCAUGUAUCACAGAACUACAUAUUAUUGUAUUACUUUUGAAAAGUAUACAAGUAUAAAAUGUUAUUAACAGGGGCUUGAUUAAUAUAUAAAUUGCAGUUUAUCAUAGUAUUAACAUAUACAGGGUUUUAUUUCAAACAUUUGACUUGACACCCAUAGCUUUGAAAUUGAGAUUUUUCAGUUUCAUUUCAAAAACAUCUUAUUAAGCCAAGUUAGAAUUUAAAAAGUAAUGUUGUAUAUAUGUAUAUACAUGUACUUGUGUUUAUUCAAAUAAAUAUAUCUAUUGUGGCAUUACAAAACGUUCUUGGGGAGGGAAGGUUUGUGAAGUGAAUGAGAUUUACAUUCAGAUUGGGAAUUUUCUACUAUGAAAUUGAAACGACAUUGGUGGGGAAUGGUGCCCAUUAUCGAAGUCUAUAAACAUAGGUGAUAAAACCCUGAUACAUAAAUCAGUUCAACUGUUACAGAGUCAGUAUUAAUGUAUAAAUUAGUUAAAUUGUUACAGGGCCAAGAUUAGAUUAGAUUUACUAUAAUAUGGUAAAGCAUUACGGUAUACAUGAAGAGUUUUAUUGAAAAACGCGAUAAACGCCCCAAUACACACCCACUCCUAAAAACGUUUUAUUCCAAACCACCAUAAACACUGUGCCAGUUUCUCUGUAAUCUGCGAUAUAUUCUCAGACAGUCGUAUCACGUUUUGCUGAAAACUGAAUUUGAACUUGUGUUUGUCUACGUGUGAACAGCGUCCGAGUGGUGUUCGCACAAUGGUUUUUAAUAUGGUGUUUAUCAUGUUUUGCGUUGAAACUCUUCACAUGUAAGUUACAAUUUAAUUGUAACAGGUCCAGGAUUUAUGUAUAAAACAUAGUUUGUUUCAGGUGCUGGAUUAACCUACAUGUAUGCAAGUACGUCACCGUUUCCCUGUUACAGGGCCAGAAUUAAUAUAUUAAUCACAGUUUAGCUGUUAAAGGCUUGUGAUGAAUUCCAGUGGAAAAAAAAAAAAAAGGACUGAUGUGAUACGGAAAAAUAUCCCUGCGUUGUGAGGAUGCGAUUUCAAAGUUUCUGUUUGUCUUUCAGUACUACAUGUAUAUACAUGUAGUAAAUAUGAGUGAUUAAAUGAGGCCUCUGAACAUUCAACACAAAACAGUUUUGUUCACCCAUCCCAAAAUGAAAUUGGUUAAAUUAAGUAACGUGUUACGAAGUUUGUUUUGUUUAACAACACCACUAGAGCACAUUGAUAAUUAAUCAUCGGCUAUUGGAUGGCGUGUUACGAGACUAGACCACUCAUAAACAGUGACUGGUACCAUUGUCUUUUAUCAUAUAUCACAUUUAUGUAACGUUAGGUCAGUGAGUGACAGCGAUUACAGGGUUCGAAACUCGCCAGAAAAUAUGGUGGGCCAAAAAAUAAUGAUGCAUGUUGGCAAAUUAUGGUAAGCGAACCACAAGCAAGAUUUUAAUGUGGAAUACAAAUAUUAACAGUGGCUCAUAUGUUAUAGCUCUAAAGAAGAUAAUAUUAUUUGGGCGACUAACUCCAUUAGUUUUUUAAUAUUUAAGUCGCCCAAUCAGGACAUUGGUCGCAUUUGGUGACCUGGCCACAGGCCGUUUUCAGCCCUGGAUUAACUGCCUUCCGUAGCAUAUCCCUCUUAAAUGGUUUUUUGCAUUUGCGUAAUCCAUACAUGAUUUAUUCAAAUGUACAAUUCUCAGAGGCCAGUAAAUGGAAUGCAGACCACUGUACAAGUACAUGUAUGGAACAGACGGUACAAUUUUGAAAUAAAAAAACAUGUUUGAAAUACUGUAUA
Messenger RNA from Gigantopelta aegis, 4637 nucleotides. Its product is annotated as dnaJ homolog subfamily A member 1-like. NCBI's taxonomy places the organism in Eukaryota, Metazoa, Mollusca, Gastropoda, Neomphalida, Peltospiridae. The transcript has 6 exons. Gene Ontology annotation, biological process: response to heat; protein refolding. Gene Ontology annotation, molecular function: ATP binding; Hsp70 protein binding. The coding region runs from base 150 to 1340 and encodes 396 amino acids. Gene Ontology annotation, cellular component: cytosol; cytoplasm. The record is from RefSeq and is a predicted model, not a curated record.